Toxotes jaculatrix (banded archerfish) is the source of this 3303-nucleotide messenger RNA. Its product is annotated as protein NLRC3-like. The record is from RefSeq and is a predicted model, not a curated record. The annotation marks the transcript as partial. Gene Ontology annotation, molecular function: protein binding. NCBI's taxonomy places the organism in Eukaryota, Metazoa, Chordata, Actinopteri, Toxotidae. The transcript is spliced from 10 exons.
AGCUGUGUGUCCAUGAAGAGUGACAGGUCAAAGUGUCACUCCAUUAAUUUCAAAGGACAGCCUCCCUCUGCUGCAAAGAAAGUGGACCAGGAGAGCUCAGAGGUUCCCAGUGCUCAGUCUGCCCAGCAGUAUCAAACACACCUGGACUCCAUAUUUAUGCUGCUGGAGGAGAACAUUGUCACUUUUGUGAAGAAGGAGCUGAAGAAGAUCCAGAAGGUUGUGAGUCCAGAUUACCCAGAAUCCUCAGAGAGUCAGAGGGAGGAUGAGGAGGUGUUGGACGGUGAGGAUGAAGAGCAGAGGAGGAGCAGCAGAGAGGCUUUUGUGAAGAUCACAGUGAACUUCCUGAGGAGAAUGAAGCAGGAGGAGCUGGCUGACUGUCUGCACAGCAGACAUGUUGUUCCAGUUUGUCAACGUAAACUUAAAUCUACUCUGAAGAAGAAGUUCCAGUGUGUGUUUGAGGGGAUCUCUAAAGCAGGAAACCCAACCCUUCUGAAUCAGAUCUACACAGAGCUCUACAUCACAGAGGGAGGGACUGGAGAGGUCAAUGAUGAACAUGAGGUCAGACAGAUUGAAACAGCAUCCAGGAAACCAGCCAGACCAGAAACAAGCAUCAGACAAGAAGACAUCUUUAAAGCCUCACCUGGAAGAGAUGGACCAAUCAGAACAGUGAUGACAAAGGGAGUGGCUGGCAUUGGGAAAACUGUCUUAACACAGAAGUUGACUCUGGACUGGGCUGAAGACAAAGCCAACCAGGACAUACACUUCACAUUUCCAUUCACGUUCAGAGAGCUGAAUGUGCUGAAAGAGAAAAAGUUCAGCUUGGUGGAACUUAUUGAUCAGUUCUUUACUGAAACCAAAGAAGCAGGACUCUGCAGGUUUGAAGAGGUCCAGGUUCUGUUCAUCUUUGACGGUCUGGAUGAGUGUCGACUUCCUCUGGACUUCCACAACACUGAGAUCCUGACUGAUGUUACAGAGUCCACCUCAGUGGAUGUGCUGCUGACAAACCUCAUCAGGGGGAAACUGCUUCCCUCUGCUCGCCUCUGGAUAACCACACGACCUGCAGCAGCCAAUCAGAUCCCUCCUGAGUGUGUUGACAUGGUGACAGAGGUCAGAGGGUUCACUGACCUACAGAAGGAGGAGUACUUCAGGAAGAGGUUCAGAGAGGAGGAGCAGGCCAGAAGGAUCAUCUCCCACAUCAAGACUUCUCGAAGCCUCCACAUCAUGUGCCACAUCCCAGUCUUCUGCUGGAUCACCGCUACAGUUCUGGAGGAUAUGUUGAAAACCAGAGAGGGAGGAGGGCUGCCCAAGACCCUGACUGAGAUGUACAUCCACUUCCUGGUGGUUCAGUCCAAACUGAAGAAUGUUAAGUAUGAUGGAGGAGCUGAGACAGAUCCACACUGGAGUCCAGAGACCAGGAAGAUGAUUGAGUCUCUGGGAAAACUGGCUUUUGAGCAGCUGCAGAAAGGAAACCUGAUCUUCUAUGAAUCAGACCUGACAGAGUGUGGCAUCGAAAUCAGAGCAGCCUCAGUGUACUCAGGAGUGUUCACACAGGUCUUUAAAGAGGAGAGAGGACUGUACCAGGACAAGGUGUUCUGCUUCGUCCAUCUGAGUCUUCAGGAGUUUCUGGCUGCUCUUCAUGUCCAUCAGACCUUCAUCAACUUUGGAGUCAAUCUGCUGUCAGAAGAACAGUUAACCUACCUGUGGCUUGAAAUGUCCAGAGACCAUCCUGAUCCAGAACAAUUCUACCAGAGCGCUGUGAACAAGGCCUUACUGAGUCCAAAUGGACACCUGGACUUGUUCCUCCGCUUCCUCCUGGGUCUUUCACUGCAGACCAAUCAGACUCUCCUACGAGGUCUGCUGACAGAGACAGGAAGUGGCUCACAGACCAAUCAGCAAACAGUCCAGUACAUCAAGAAGAAGAUUGAAGAGACUCCCUCUGCAGAGCAAAGCAUCAACCUGUUCCACUGUCUGAAUGAACUGAAUGAUCGUUCUCUAGUGGAGCAGAUCCAACAGUCCCUGAGUUCAGGACGACUCUCCGGAUAUAAAGUUUCUCCUGCUCAAUGGUCAGCUCUGGUCUUCAUCUUACUGUCAUCAGAAAAAGAUCUGGACGUGUUUGACCUGAAGAAAUACUCUGCUUCAGAGGAGGCUCUUCUGAAGCUGCUGCCAGUUGUCAAAGCCUCUAACAAAGCUCUACUGAGCAGCUGUAACCUAUCAGAGAGAAGCUGUGAAGCUCUGUCCUCAGUUCUCAGCUCCCAGUCCUCUAGUCUGAGACACCUGGACCUGAGUAACAAUGACCUGCAGGAUUCAGGGGUGAAGCUUCUGUCUGCUGGACUGAAGAGUCCACACUGUACCUUGGAGACUCUCAGACUGAGCAGCUGUAAGCUCUCAGAGAGAAGCUGUGAAGCUCUGUCCUCAGUUCUCAGCUCCCAGUCCUCUAGUCUGAGACACCUGGACCUGAGUAACAAUGACCUGCAGGAUCCAGGGGUGAAGCUUCUGUCUGCUGGAUUGAAGAGUCCACACUGUACCCUGGAGACUCUCAGGCUGUCAGGAUGUCUGAUCACAGAGGAAGGCUGUGCUUCUCUGGCCUCAGCUCUGAGCUCCAACCCCUCCCAUCUGAGAGAGCUGGACCUGAGCUACAAUCAUCCAGGAGACUCAGGAGUGAAGCUGCUGUCUGCUGGACUGAAGGAUCCACACUGGAGACUGGACACCCUCAGGGUGGAGCCUGGUGGAGUCCAAUGGUUGAGACCAGGUCUGAGGAAGUAUUUCUGUGAACUCACCAUCGACACAAACACAGUAAACAGAAAGAUCAAACUGUCUGACAACAACAGGAAGGUGACACGUGUGGAGGAGGAUCAGUCAUAUCCUGAUCAUCCAGACAGAUUUGAUCCAUGGCCUCAGCUGCUGUGUAGUAAUGGUCUGACUGGUCGCUGUUACUGGGAGGUCGAGUGGAGAGGAGGAAGGGUUUAUAUAUCAGUGAGUUACAGAGGAAUCAGAAGGAAAGGAGACAGAGAAAACUGUGUGUUUGGAGAGAACGAUCAGUCCUGGAGUCUGAUCUGUGAUGGUCGUUACUCUGUUUGGCACAAUAACAGAGUGACACCUGUCUCUUCCUCCUCCUCUUCAUCAUCUUCCUCUGUCUAUGACAGAGUAGCAGUGUAUGUGGACUGUCCUGCUGGCUCUCUGUCCUUCUACAGAGUCUCCUCUGACUCACUGAUCCACCUCUACACCUUCAACACCACAUUCAAUGAACCUCUGUAUCCUGGGUUUCAGUUCUGGUGUUCAGUCUGUACCUGUCUGUCUCUUUCA